Molecule: messenger RNA, 843 nt
Organism: Pomacea canaliculata
Lineage: Eukaryota; Metazoa; Mollusca; Gastropoda; Architaenioglossa; Ampullariidae
Exons: 5
Coding region: 106-843 (245 amino acids)
Source: RefSeq, a predicted model, not a curated record
CUCAUCACUAACACUGUCGCUACUAACUUAAUCUUGGUGAAUAAAGAGCUCUGGCUGUCGACGCGGUCGUCGCUUCAUCGCACGCAUGAGAGCUUAGGAAAGACGAUGACGGACGGCAAGAAGAAGCAGGGGGAGAUGGCAGUGAUGGGGGAUGUGGUCAUCCUCCUCUGCAUUCUGCUAUCAGUUGGCUCCCAGCUGGUGGGGAUGCUGGUGCCGGGCUGGUGGGUCUACCCGGCCAACGACAGUGGCUCCAUCAACGCCAGCACCACGACCUACGGCUUGUGGGUGACGGUCAUUUGCGUGGAGGGCGACUGCAACGAGAUUCCGACAGACACAUCGGGAUCAAACGCCUGGUUGCAAGUAACUCAGGUGUUUGAGAGUGUGGCCGUUGGCUUCUGCCUGCUGGCGGCAGCCUGUCUCGUGGUGACCAACCUGAGAAGCGAGUUAGAACUCUUCCUUCUGCUUCGCCGCCUUUCUGUCUUCCUCCUCGCGGCUUCAGCAACUUCUGUCUUGAUCGGGAUGGCUGUGUUUCUGAAGAAGUCUUCAGGUCUAGCUCGCUACCCGCUGCGCAGCACCUUUGUUGGUCGUCUGGAGUGGCCCAUCGCAUUCUCCAUCGUGUCGGCCUGUCUGACUGUCUUCGUGGCGUCAUCAUCGGCGACAAGCUUCGCCGGCAACACCAGGAGGACCUCACUGUCCGCCCAGUGCCGUAGUGGUGUCAACCUCGCAUGCAACACAUUCUCAAACAACGAUGGGAUCAUUCUGCCAUGGAUUGUUUGUGCUAGAGCAUCAACAGCCUCUUCAAGACAGAUGAUGACUAAAAGCUUUGGAGCUUUCUCCGCCUAA